Humulus lupulus (European hop) is the source of this 1025-nucleotide messenger RNA. Its product is annotated as probable acylpyruvase FAHD1, mitochondrial. Lineage: Eukaryota; Viridiplantae; Streptophyta; Magnoliopsida; Rosales; Cannabaceae. Gene Ontology annotation, molecular function: acetylpyruvate hydrolase activity. The transcript has 7 exons. Gene Ontology annotation, cellular component: mitochondrion. The coding region runs from base 94 to 759 and encodes 221 amino acids. The record is from RefSeq and is a predicted model, not a curated record.
AAUCAGACGGAACCUCUCGAGUUUUUCUUCCUCAAACUUCAACUUCAAAGAACUCAUUUUUCGUUUGAAAAAGAUACAGUGAGACUUUGGAAAAUGGCAACGGCGGCAUUUCAGAAUCUUCUGCAAGUGGGAACGAAGAUCGUUGGCGUCGGAAGAAACUACGUUGCUCAUGCCAAAGAACUAGGCAACGCCGUUCCCAAGGAGCCUGUGUUGUUUCUGAAACCGACGUCGUCAUAUUUGGAAGCCGGAGGCACCAUUGAAAUACCUCAUCCACUGGAGUCGCUUCAUCAUGAGGUAGAGCUCGCAGUCGUGAUCAGUAAGAGAGCUCGCGAUGUUCCCCAAUCCACUGCUAUGGAUUACGUUGGAGGCUAUGCUCUUGCACUGGAUAUGACUGCCAGAGAAAUUCAAGCUUCGGCAAAGGCUGCAGGUCUUCCAUGGACAAUUGCUAAAGGCCAGGAUACCUUCACACCAAUCAGUCCUGUUCUGCCCAAAGCAUCAGUACUCGAUCCUGACAACUUAGAACUAUGGUUGAAGGUAGACGAAGAAAUAAGGCAGAAAGGCUCGACCAAGGAUAUGAUAUUUAAGAUCCCAUUUCUCAUCAGCCACAUAAGCUCUUUCAUGACACUUUUUGAAGGGGAUGUUAUACUUACAGGCACUCCCGAAGGUGUUGGUCCAGUAAAAGCAGGCCAAAAGAUUACUGCUGGCAUUACAGACCUUCUCGAUGUCAACUUCAAUGUUGAGAAAAGGAAGAAGCAAUAGAGUUGACCAUGUCUUUUACAUCAUAAAAUGCUGCUAUUUUGUUAGAGCAUUAUAUCUGCUAAAAUUGUUUCAAAACAACUGUACUGUGAAACUCUGCUUCAGUGAAAAAACUAUGCUAGAUUCUAGAUUGUUGCAUAGCAUAACUCAAAUAAGAUGUGGGGGUAAGGUAAGCCUUGCACCCAAUAACAUUGUCUGUAAUUGUAAAAUGGCAAUCCAUCCAUAUGGUUCAAAUUUUCAUUUGGAAGAAAACAAACAGUUCAGUUGAA